AUGGUCGAACCAUCUGGAGAACGGGUCGGACUUCGUCUGAGCAAGAAAUGGAAGAGAUUCAUGAAGCCGUAUGCCCCGUUCAGGAGGGUUUAUAGGACCCCGGGGAAGUGUCCGGAGCACACAGUGCCAUACCUAAACCGGGAACAGCUUAUAAGCACGGGAUAUUACCCGAACUCUACGCAAAACAUCGUGCCUGGCCAAAGGUCCUUCCAUGUGUUUCUUUUGGUCAAGGGUACUAUAUUUUACAGCUCAAUAUUAUACGCCGCUUUUGAAUCCCUGGACGACAUUGUGGAAUUGGGACGGGAUCUCGCCUUUAUAAUAGCGUCGUUUUUCAUAUAUUUCAAGCUGAUAUAUUUCCUGCUGUAUGCCGAUAACGUGGACGAGGUAAUCAACGGCCUCGAGGAGUGCUACCGUUGGGAGAGAGCGGGCCCGGCUGCUGCAGGAGUGCGAUCGGCAAAACGUUUGCAUUAUCUGAUUGUCAUUGGAAUGCAAAUAAUUUGGGUGGUUUCCAUGAUCAUUUUUAUAGUGCUAUUAAUUUCGACGCCAUUUUGGACACAACAGGAGUUGCCGCUCCAUGCAGCCUAUCCGUUUCACUUGCACGAUUCUUUGAGGCAUCCGAGAAUGCACAUUCUCAUCUACUUAUCACAAUCUUUCGACAUUCUGUACUACCUCACGUGGCUAACCGUUACCGAGUGCAUGUCCGUGUCCAUUUACUCCCAGCUGACGACUGCGUUGAGUGUCCUGUGCGUUGAGCUUCGGCACCUCCACCAGUUCUGCGAUGGAGACGAGGAUCUGCUGCGAUGGGAAAUCCAUCGUCUGGUCAAAUAUCAUCAGAAGAUAAUCAAACUUGUGGAUCGAUGCAAUGAGGUAUUCCACGGUCCUUUAAUCAUGCAAAUGAUCGUCAACUUCUUGCUGGUCUCCCUGUCGGUCUUCGAGGCAAUGAUGGCCAGGCACGACCCCAAGGUGGCAGGCCAGUUCAUACUUCUAAUGAUCUUGGCCUUGGGUCACCUGUCAAUGUGGACGAAAUUCGGGGACAUGAUGUCGCAGGAGUCGCUGGAAGUGGCCGAGGCUGCAUACGAGGCAUACGACUCAAGUGUUGGGUCCAAGAAAAUCUAUUGGAAUAUUCGCUUUAUAAUUAUGCGUGCCCAGGAGCCAUUGAUCAUGAGAGCUACUCCCUUUCCCACUUUUAAUAUGACUAACUACAAGGCCAUACUCAACCAGUGCUACGGAAUCCUCACGCUUCUGAUGAAUACCUUGGACUAGAAUAAUCUUGCACUUCUGAACAAGCUUAUAUUUCACUUAUGCUCGCAUGUGUAUCACCGAUUCCCACAUUAAAC
Molecule: messenger RNA, 1337 nt
Organism: Drosophila persimilis
Lineage: Eukaryota; Metazoa; Arthropoda; Insecta; Diptera; Drosophilidae
Product: putative odorant receptor 65c
Exons: 5
Coding region: 1-1263 (420 amino acids)
Biological process (GO): sensory perception of smell; detection of chemical stimulus involved in sensory perception of smell
Cellular component (GO): plasma membrane
Molecular function (GO): olfactory receptor activity; odorant binding
Source: RefSeq, a predicted model, not a curated record